Molecule: messenger RNA, 1397 nt
Organism: Papaver somniferum (opium poppy)
Lineage: Eukaryota; Viridiplantae; Streptophyta; Magnoliopsida; Ranunculales; Papaveraceae
Exons: 2
Coding region: 516-1187 (223 amino acids)
Source: RefSeq, a predicted model, not a curated record
AUCUUCAGCCUUGGUGAGAAGAUGCGCAUAAUUUCGGGAGUUUCAUCUGCAACAAAAGAAAAAUAAAUAUUUUCUAAAUGGGUACUUGAUAUUGGAAAUGGAAAUCUUUCGGCAAUUGCACUUACCCAUCUGAAAGACCCAACCUGGAUCAAAAUACCAGACGAGUACCUCAUUGUACCAGAUGAGGAUUGCGUGAAACAAAUUGUGUCCAUCAUAUAUCAGGCAUGCUAGACAGAUAUGGAGAUGCAGAGUACUUAAGUGAAAGAUGUAUAUUGGCACCAAACAACGAGACUGUCGAUGAAAUUAAUCACUACAUUGUUUCAACUUACCCAGGAGAAACACAUCAUUUGUUUAGUUCAGAUAGCAUUACCUUGAUGACAGGAUCCAUUCAACGGUAAGUUGUUCCGUACUCUACCAAAUUUCUGAAUUCCCUGCAAUUUCCAGGAUUUCCGGACCACCACUUGCAACUUAAAAUUGGGGUUCCUGUAACGCUACUGCAGACAAUAAAUGAGAGCAUGGGUCUCUGCAACGGAACACAAUUAGUUGUAAAACAAAUUGGUAAAAGGUUUAUUGAAGGACAGAUCAUAACAGGGAACAGCGUUGGCUUUCAUGUAUGCAUUCCAAGGAUGAUAUUCUCUCCUACCGGAGCGAACUUACCUUUUGUAUUCAGAAGAAGGCAAUUCCCUGUAAAAGUAUGUUUUGCUAUGACAAUCAACAAGAUCCAAGUUCAAACACUACAGCAAGUGGGCAUCUAUUUGCCAAAACCACUUUUUACUCAUGGACAAUUAUAUAUGGCAGUGUCUAUAACGACAUCAAAAGAAGGUUUGAAGAUUCUGAUAAAAAAAAGUGAUAAACAACCACUAGGUUUUACACAGAAUAUUGUUUACAAAGAGGUCUUCAAUAAUUUGCACCCAGGUUUCAUACAGGUUGUAGACACUCCAACAAGAAUGCCAAUUUCAGAAACUACAAAAUCUAAUACAGGUGUGCUUGGAGUUGUAGAAACUGGAAUCGGAACUGCAAUUUCAGAAACUCCAAUGAGAACCGCAGAAUCCCAGAAUCGUGGCCCAUCUAAAGUAGCUGAAAUCGGAAGUAACAAUACCUUGGAUGAUGAAGGACAUCCAAAGAAAAAAAGACUACUUUUCCAUCUACAUCCAACUUCUGGAGGGUGUUCUACAGACGAUUCUUAGUCGACGUAGAUAAAUAAGCGGGCGUGGACAUUCCAACACGAAUAAAUGACCAUAACAGCAAGCAAGCUAUUUAGAAUCACACAUGAAGGAAGCAAGAUUUAUUAUUAAUACUUUCGAAUCAGACUAUUGUAAUUGUUAAUAAAUUGACCUUAAUGGUCAUUAAGAUAUUUUAGUAUCAAACAUAAUUUUUUUUUGAAGCAUUUAUCAGAC